UAUGAAUCCAUAAAAGUGACGCAACCUGUGGAGGACGCUCGCAACGGGACGAAAAUUAUCGAGCGAUAAGCGCAAUCUUCCGCGAUAACUCUCGCUCGCCCCUGCAGUCCGCCGCUGCGAUACCACGUAUGCAGUCACGGGAACGAGCGAUGUCGAAAAAGGAGAACGGAAGCGGCGAUGACUGCCAGGUGCCGAUUCUGUGUGCAAACGCAUCUCUCCGGUCCAGACUGAACCCCUUGGUUGAUCGCUUCAGGUCGAAGUUCGACAAGGAGCCGACCUUCUUCGUCAGGGUGCCAGGCAGGGUCAACCUCAUAGGGGAGCACGUCGACUACUGCGGCUACUCGGUGUGCCCGAUGGCCAUCGAGCAGGACAUCCUCCUGGCGGUGGCCUCCUCGGACGACGACCAACUGCGGCUGACCAACCUGGACCCCCGAUACGAGGACUUCCACUGCGAUCUGGAGAACCUAGGAGCCUGCAUCGAGAACAAGAGCACGGGCCCAGGGUGGCACAAAUACUUCCUCUGCGGUGUCAGGGGGGCCGUCGAGGCCGCCCUGGGGGUGGAUGCCCCCCCGGGGGGCAUGUUGGCCGCGGUCUGGGGGAACAUCCCCCCAAAGUCCGGACUUUCGAGCUCCUCGGCUUUGGUUUCCGCGGCCGCCCUGGCGACCAUCCAUGCCGGCCAGCGACGACUACCGAAGGAGGAGAUCGCGACUCUGUGCGCCGAGGCCGAAAGGUAUAUCGGCACCCAGGGUGGCGGAAUGGACCAGGCGAUCGCGUUCCUUGGCAAAGCCGGCACGGCCAAACUGAUAGACUUCAACCCUCUGCACGCCACCGACGUCACUUUGCCCGAAGAUGCGGUCUUCGUGAUCGCCCACAGCCUCACCUAUCACAACAAGGCCUCCACCAAGGACUAUAACCUCCGCGUCGCCGAGUGUAGGAUGGCCGCCCAGAUCAUCGCGAAGAGCAGGAACCAGGAUUGGAAAGCGGUCCAGAAGCUAAUCGACGUCCAAAAGUUACUUGACAAGACCCUCGAGGAGAUGGCCGCCAUCGCGAUGGAAGAUUUGCCAGAGACCCCUUACACCCUGUCGGAGAUAUGCGACAUCCUCGGGACGUCGCAGGAGCAACUUCAAAGGGUCUCGCACCUAUCCCCCUUCGAGGACUCUCAGACCUUCAAGCUUCGCCAGCGUGCAAUUCACGUUUUCCAAGAAGCCAACCGGGUCCAGGCGUUCCGAAGAGUGAACGAGGACGCGACGAUGAACGAGCAGGACAAGCUGUGCCAAUUGGGCAGCCUCAUGUCGAAGAGUCAUGCCAGCCUGCACCAGCUUUACGAGUGCAGCAACCCCAGCGUCGAUGCACUCGUCGAGGCGGCGCUGCAAUGCGGAGCACUCGGCGCGAGAUUGACGGGGGCAGGGUGGGGAGGCUGCGUCGUGGCCAUUGUGCGGAAGAGCGAGGUCGCCGAGUUCCUGGAGGCCAUGCAAGAAAAUUUCUACAAAUCUCGAGAUACAAGCCUCGACAAAAAGCACCUCUUGUUCCCAACCGAGCCCAACCAAGGUGCAGCGAUAUACAUAAACUAGUUCCUAAUAAUCAGACGUAACUACUUUCUUGGUCAAUUCUCGCGUGUCGCUCGAAUAAUCGUCUCCGUCGUGAUACAAUGCCCCUCGAGGAUGCAGACAGGAGUCAUGUACACCGGCGGUCAUGACUGGCGGACAUGACUCGUGAAAAACGAGCUCGAGAACUUAUGUACUUGCGGUACUUGAUGUAUAAUAAACUGUAAAGUAAUUAAUGUAAUAAAACAACUUAUUAAACGAUAACAACGAGUGUGUCUAGCAAACCCUCUAAUCGCCUAUUCCUGAUCCUUGAAAAUCACUCGUAGAUCUAAGGCACGGAACUCGGUGGCACCUCCUCGGUUGUCCUAUGAUCCUGUUAGAAAUCGCCAGAGGUGGAACAGAUCAUAGCCAUGACCGCCAGUGUACCCCGUACAGUAAACGCAAAGAGUAUGAGACGCCUUUUGGUCACCCCUUUCCAUACAUCUUAUUAGCGGUCUCCCCACCCUCUUUAUUGAUUUUAUUUCGAUAGCAUGCUUAGCCGGCCCUAAAAAAUUGAGGUGGUCGAUUUAUUCUCCGUGAAUCUCACGGCUGAAAGGGGUCCUUGUUCAUGGUUAGGACAAAGCCCCGACCCCGGAAGACCCGACCUUCCCGAAUCCGGGAGACGAUCUCGAGGGUGGCAGGGAAAGAGGUCGACCUUUUUCCCGAGUUCAAUCCAGAAAACGAGGACCAUGGAGGGGAAGGAUUUUCCUGGGACCUUCAAAUUGAGGAGACUCGGUUUUCUUCUAAAUUCGGGCCGGAUUCUCCGCGUGUCGACGUCGCGGAAUCGACGAUUC
This is a messenger RNA of Orussus abietinus, 2377 nucleotides long. It is a transcript of the gene Galk, whose product is annotated as N-acetylgalactosamine kinase. Lineage: Eukaryota; Metazoa; Arthropoda; Insecta; Hymenoptera; Orussidae. The coding region runs from base 129 to 1571 and encodes 480 amino acids. Gene Ontology annotation, biological process: galactose metabolic process; carbohydrate phosphorylation. Gene Ontology annotation, cellular component: cytosol; cytoplasm. The transcript is spliced from 10 exons. The record is from RefSeq and is a predicted model, not a curated record. Gene Ontology annotation, molecular function: galactokinase activity; ATP binding.